AUGUGUAGCCGGUGCUCACCGUUGAAGUUGGUCAAAGUAAAUGAGGCAUUGACCAAAUCCCAACAAGAUGCUGUUCAAGGAGUGGGUUUUGAUUCAAUGCUUCAAUUGAAGUGUCGAAUGUUGAACCAUGAUUUUAUAAGUCGGUUAGUUAAGCAUUUCAACCCUGUCACCAAGAGCUUGGAGUUUGGGAGGGUGAGGGUUUAUACAAUCACGCCUGAUGAUGUUCGAAGGGCGCUAGGGCUAUCUUGUGGAACGAUACCAGUUCCGACGGACUGUCAAGACCCCCACUUUGAACACAUUAGGAAGAUGUUUGGGACAAAAAAAAAAUCGUUGAAGAGAGGAGUGACAUUUGCGAUGAUGCAACAAGUAUUCAAUGAAAAGAAAGCUGACGUGAAGUUCCAGAUGUCGUACGUGUUGUUUGUGCUUUCUUGUUUCUUGUGUCCAACCACGAAGGAUGUGGCCGCCACAAAAUUUUACCCGGCAGUGCACAAUUUAUUGCAAACUCCAACAUAUGCGUGGGCAGAAUUUGUGCUUGAUUGGUUGGCGAAUGAAAUUGCGAAGUACAAGAAGAGAAGUGGCAAGGUUGUUGGUGGUAAGAAGGAUUGCGUUGGCGUUGCUGGUUGUGUGUUACUUCUAAUGCUUAUAUAUUUUGACAAACAGCCAAUGGGUAUGAAGGUUGGGAGUGAAGGUGAACCCCUUAUUCAGUCAUGGACGACAAAGUUAAUAAAAGAACGUAUUGCAAAGGAGAAGACGUUGGAGUUGGUAGAUCCAAUUUCUGAGCGAUUCCCUGAGGCUUCUUAUCGGCAUCCGUUCUCAAUUGCUACCUUUCAUGAUUUGAAGAAAUAUUUCGUCAAGCAAAUGCAACUUAUCGAUGUCAUGGACGGCGCCUUGAUGGGUGAUUUUCCUGAAACAUGCACAAAAAGUCCGUCAAAGAGGAAGGCCUCCACCAAGAGAAAAAAUCGAAAUGAAGAUGAUGUCGAGAUGGGUGAUAUACAUAUGGAUGUGGAGGACUUUCCUUCAACCUCCACUGUCAAUCCGAAGAAGGUUAGGCAUGGGGUUGACGUGGAGGACAUGGAUGACAGCCGUAUGAGUGGCCUUUUGUUUGCCCAAGAAAUGCCGUUGUACUCUCCGGAUCAUGUCAUGGGGGAUGUUGUACAACAUGCGCAACAUGUAGAGCUACAAGAAAAAAUUGUGGUGGAAAAAGAAGAAGGUCACAAAUAA
Molecule: messenger RNA, 1221 nt
Organism: Rhododendron vialii
Lineage: Eukaryota; Viridiplantae; Streptophyta; Magnoliopsida; Ericales; Ericaceae
Exons: 3
Coding region: 1-1221 (406 amino acids)
Source: RefSeq, a predicted model, not a curated record